AUGCAGUUAUAUCAUCAUCCAUUUGAUUUGGACAGCCAGAAGGUGAGACUUGCAUUAGAAGAAAAGGGCAUUGAUUAUACAUCUUUCCAUGCCAAUCCUGUAACUGGCAAGAACUUGGAUUCGACACUCUUUCAGAUGAAUCCCAGCGGAAGCCUACCUGUUUUCCAAAACGGAUCUCACAUCAUUUACAAGACUAUUGAUAUCAUUCAGUACAUCGAAAGAAUUGCUGUGGUUUCCGCAGGGUCUGAGGAUAUCAGUAGCAAUAGGAAGGAAGUGAUUGAAUGGAUGCAGAAGAUACAAGAAUGGAAUCCUAAAUAUUUUUCCCUUUCUCAUAUACCAGAGAAACACCUAGUUUAUGUUUCCAAGUUCAUAAGACGUGUUGUGAUAGCUCGUAUGUCGGAGUCCCCUGAAUUAGCAGGUGCUUAUCAUAGGAAGUUAAGAGAAGCCUAUCAAACCGAUGAAAAAUUGAAGGACCCUGAUGUUUUGAGAAGGAGCGAGCAGCAUUUGGUUAGACUGCUUGAUGAAGCCGAAAGACAACUGAGUGAAACACCUUACUUGGCAGGUGAAGAGUUUACCAUGGCCGAUGUGAUGCUCAUUCCAGUUCUGGCUCGUUUAAAACUCUUGGAUUUAGAGAAUGAGUACAUAACUGGGAGGCCAAACAUUGCUGAGUAUUGGGUUUUGGUUCAGCAGAGGCCUAGUUAUAAAAAGGUGAUUGGUAAGCAUUUUGAUGGUUGGAGAAAGCACAAAACAUUGUUCAAAACUUGGUGCUUUGUUCGAAUUAGAAGUUUGCUUAAGCGGUACUAG
Lathyrus sativus (Indian pea) is the source of this 804-nucleotide messenger RNA. The record is from the annotation of a GenBank genome assembly. Lineage: Eukaryota; Viridiplantae; Streptophyta; Magnoliopsida; Fabales; Fabaceae.